UGGAGAAACAAUGUUUCCGAACGUGACUUUAACUGGAGAAACAAUGUUUCCGAACAGACACGACGGCUAGCAGAGUUAGCCGUGGUUAGCUGACUUCCUUCCGCUCUGGGGGGAAGGAAGUCGGAAUCUAUGGAAGCUGCACGUGCAGUCGCUAGUAAACAACAUGCAGUUUCUCUUGACAACAGGAGGUUGGGUUUGGGGAAAAACACGAUUUAAGGCAGAGGUUUCCAGUUCCAGCCUCGGGGCUACUGAACUAAAGCUGAAGGGGCAGUUCCUGCUCCAAUAGACUGACUGUGUGAAUAACAGACACAGGUUGGUAGUUAGAGCUGUUCAGUUGGAUCUGCUGGAAGGCGGAAUGGAAGGCAGAGACUCUUCAGUUCUGGAAUCGAGGACCAUAAGGGAGCGGGCAGGAGUCGACUGUUCCCUCCGUUAUAGUCAGACAGAAGAGGAAUGUGGAGUAUUCACUGCUUAAAUGAUUAUUCAUUUAUUGUAAUCCAAUAAUUUUCGAUUGGAGUGGUUUAUACCUUUUCAGCCCGUCAACAGGACGUCCAGCGUGCAGUGAUCUUUGUUGACAGAUGGCACCAGCGUGGAAUACUAAAAAUAAAACUGCCAGAAACAGACACUCAACAUGACGUCCUAGUCAAAGGAGGGCACAACUGCUCUCAAGUCUCGAGUUUCAGAGAUCAGAGCAUAAGACUAAGGAUUUCCACUAGGGGUCUUCAAGUCUGUUCCUCCAGGGUCCUGCAACUUGUGGACGAUUCCCUGGUGGUCCAGCACACCUGAAUCAAGCAUGCAGUCCAGUUGUCCAGAGUCCUGCUAAGGACACCGGCCCACAGGGUCUAAAUUUGAAGACCCCUGCUUAUAUGAUCAGGCUACCUGGACAGUGACAGGCUGUGGAGGUGGCACUGCUGUCAUCUGUAAAAGAACAUUUUUACGUGAAAUGAUCGCUUCAAGUACCUACAAUUCCUUUGAGUUGAUCAUGGUCCAAAUCAGCAAGAUAGAACCAAAGGCUGUUUUGAUUUAUCGACCAACUGGUCGAUAAAUCAGAUAAAAAGUUUCAUCUUUUCUUUUAGACUUUCAGGCCUUUUUAUCUUCUACAGUCAAGCUAAAUAAGAUCUUCAUCACUGGGGAUUUUAAUAUUCAUGUUGAUGACCCUACUUCUCAAGUUGCCAGCAAGUGCAGAUGCUUUAUUAACAAUGUUGUUGCUGGGGAAUUUUCUUCCUCUUUUCAUUUACAGCUCCCCCCAACGAUGACAGAAGGUUAAAACCUUACGGGGCCCGGGCCUUUCACCUGGAGGCCCCAAGGCUGUGGAUCACUUUAUCCUCGCAGCUUCGUUUUGCUGACUUUGUGGAGGUUUUUAAAAACCAACUAAAAACUUUUUUAUUUUUAUUUUCCCAGGCUUUUAUCUCUUGAUUUUGUUGUUUCUUGUGUUGGUUUCAUGUUUUUUGUAUGGUUUUGAGGUUGAUUUCUAUUGUACAGCGCUUUAGAAGUUUAUGUCUGUGAAAAGCGCUUCAUAAAGUAAACUUUACUUACUUGCUUAUUUAUAAAUUAUUACAUUUUGCCACAAGCUAGAAUGGCAAAAUGUUUUUUAUUUGUGAACAAUGGAAUAGAGAUAUCCUUUAUGGAAAUGUCUGGAAAUGGAAACUGCUGUUGCAUUUUACUGCAACAGCAGUAAAAUGAGAGGAAAUCAAAGAAGAUUCAAACAAAGAUAGAAAUAUGCAAUAUAUAAAAACAGAGUGAGGAACAAAAAUGAAAUUUCAACAUAAAUAUGCAGCUGUAAAAAAAACUAGUGUAUUCAAUCGACUUAUAAUCUAAGAUAUGUUUGUGUUAUGUGUUGAUUUGUCUCUUAUGAUGUAUUUAAAAAGUCAUAUUUUUUUUUACAUGAUGCAGAAGUUGGCAUCAGUAUUGUAGUUUGAAUUAAGGGCCUUUUCUGUUUUGAAGAAAUCUUCCCUGCCUUAGAUCAGCUCCAUUUUUAAAAUACAUCCUAGUCAAUACACAUUUGGGGUUUUGCUCAGCUAAAGACAAAUGACACAGUGUGAUUCUUGUGAAACUUUACUUGUGAAAAGCACUCAGUUUUAUUUAAGCUAUGAAAAAUUAAUAAAUCUGUUGUUAAUAGUUGUUCUGUUCAUUUUGAGUGGGUGCAGGUUCCAGGAAGCAGAUGGUUGGAUUUAUCCAGACUGUGAGGGAUCACCCAUGGAUCAGAUGACCUUUAAACACGACACUGUGCUGUCAGACGUUCACAUGCACCGGCCCAAAACACACCACCUGAUGACACGCCUCAACAGCGCCGGGCAGCCAGUGUUCAGGUCCAGAUUUAGGAUCUUGGCAGAAAGUUGUGAUGACAGUGACUCUGGGACGGAUUCAGCAAACGAAGAGAAGCACAAAAGUCCGAGGAGAGACUUAGGAACGUCUCCUGAACAGGAUGAGGAGGGAGGUAACCAGGGAAACGUGGAGACACGUUUGGAUGAGGACGGAGACCUUGACGUCACACAUCGACCACGAAAAAGCUCAGUGGAUGAAGGUGGCAGAGACUUGGUCUGCCCCAUCAUCCUCCAGCAGUCUGACCCUGACCUGGAACAAGAUGAGGACAGUGAUGAUGAUGAUGAUGAUGAUGAUGAUGAUGAUGAUGAUGAUGAUGAUGAUGAAGAGACUUAUUGUUCCAAAGAUAUACUGAUUGAACACACUAUGGCUACACCUUUAGAAGAUGUUGGCAAACAGGUCUGGCGGGGGGCCCUCCUGCUGGCUGACUUCAUCCUCUCUGAGAAAGACACGUUCAGUGGGGCCACCGUCCUGGAGCUGGGAGCAGGGACAGGCUUCACCAGCAUCGUCAUGGCGACCACAGCCAAAACAGUCUACUGCACAGACGUGGGUGAAGACCUCCUCAGGUUGUGCCACAGGAACGUGUUUCUGAAUCAACACUUGACAAAACCAGCAGGUGGGGAGGUGAAGGUAAAAGAACUCAACUGGCUUCAGCAAAGUCUUUGCACAGAUGCCGAUCUGGAGUUCAGCUGGACUGAAGAGGAAGUCGCUGAUCUUUAUGACAACACCAACUUCAUCAUUGCAGCUGAUGUUUGCUAUGACGACGAUCUGACAGACGGCCUCUUCAGGACUCUGUACCGACUCUGCAGCAGCUUUCAUUACUCCUGCACAGUUUUCAUUUCUUUAGAGAAAAGGAUGAACUUCAGUCUGCGCCACAUGGACAUUUGCUGUGAGGCCUACAAUCAUUUUAAGCACUGUCUGUCCCAGCUGCAGGACAUGGAGGACGGCCGGUGCAGAUUCAAAGUGGAACACGUUCCUUUAAACUUCUCACAGUCUCUUCUAUAUGAACGUAUUGAGCAGCUGGAGCUGUGGAAGAUCACUGCCUCUUCUCUUGAAUCGGAACCAACCCAGUCGGACUCUGACUGAGAAGAUCAGCUGCUGACAUUUCAGCUGACCACAGACUACCUGCUGGACGCUCCAAAAACCCACUCUGUUACUGAUCUGUGAAUGAACCAUUGCUGACCCUCUGGUUUGGUGGGAGGCUGUUCAGCCACAAAACAGCCUGCUUCUGUUGAGGAACGUUACGCUGGUUGAUGCUGCAGGUCGUGUGAAUCAUCAUCAGUCUGCCAGAUGUGGAGGAGGCUGAUGGAUCCUGUAUGCCUGACCAGAUUCCACCUUGUUGACAUUCCUUUACUUUCCUACAAACUUCAUGAUGAGACGUCUGUCUGCUGCUCAGAGGAACUGUUACUGAUUAUAACCUCAGAGGUUUAUUGCUCUGAAUAAGAACUAAAUAUUUCCAUGUAACAAGCAGCGGCUCUGAUUAUCAUCAUGGGACAAUCUUCACAUAUUUUAUUUAUUUUAGUUAGUUUUUAGUGCUGUGUAGUUGGUAAUAAUCCCUUUAUGCUCUUUGAUUUAACAGAAUCCCCCCCAAAAAUAAUCAGAUCUCAGUGACCUCAUUGGUGACAUCAGCUGUUGCAGUUUUUAUCAGCUGAGCUUCUCAUUCGGUUCACACAGGUCCUUUGAGAAUAGAGCUCAACUGUGUAACAAUGGGAAAUAGAAAAAUAACUGUUAAUAUUUAAAGUAAGGAGUAUUUGGGAGACUAGGAUGUUUGAAUCCAAGAAAGCUGAAAAGGAGUCAAAAGUUCUUGUUGCUUAUGGAACUCACCAUGAAGAUUUCAUUUUAAAAGAAG
This is a messenger RNA of Poeciliopsis prolifica (blackstripe livebearer), 4168 nucleotides long. It is a transcript of the gene mettl22, whose product is annotated as methyltransferase 22, Kin17 lysine. Gene Ontology annotation, biological process: protein methylation. Gene Ontology annotation, cellular component: nucleus. Lineage: Eukaryota; Metazoa; Chordata; Actinopteri; Cyprinodontiformes; Poeciliidae. Gene Ontology annotation, molecular function: protein methyltransferase activity. The coding region runs from base 2026 to 3405 and encodes 459 amino acids. The record is from RefSeq and is a predicted model, not a curated record. The transcript has 11 exons.